Molecule: messenger RNA, 399 nt
Organism: Ilex paraguariensis (yerba mate)
Lineage: Eukaryota; Viridiplantae; Streptophyta; Magnoliopsida; Aquifoliales; Aquifoliaceae
Source: the annotation of a GenBank genome assembly
GGAACGGCUGUGGGAAGUAAAAAGUCAAACAAAGUAGAGAAAUUAACAAAUAUAAAAUUAAAAGCUGUGUUCCUCUAUAAAGACCACUUCACCAUUCCAAAUGCGAAUCAAUCCACUCUUGCCUUAUCUCAAGAUUCUCAGCACACACACACAGAGUUGAAGAAGCUUGAACGAAGAAAGGAAAUGGCAAUCACAGUGCCUAGAAUAAAACUGGGUUCACAAGGUUUUGAGGUAUCAAAACAGGGACUGGGCUGCAUGGGAAUGACCUUUAACCAUGGUUCUCCCAGACCAGAAGAGGAAAUGAUCAAACUCAUCCACCACGCCAUCAACACCGGCGUCACCUUCCUCGACACCUCCGAUAUAUAUGGUCCCCACACCAACGAACUCCUUGUUGGCAAG